Colletotrichum spaethianum is the source of this 642-nucleotide messenger RNA. RefSeq names its product peroxide stress-activated histidine kinase mak1. Gene Ontology annotation, biological process: phosphorelay signal transduction system. The record is from RefSeq and is a predicted model, not a curated record. Lineage: Eukaryota; Fungi; Ascomycota; Sordariomycetes; Glomerellales; Glomerellaceae. The transcript has a single exon. The coding region runs from base 1 to 642 and encodes 213 amino acids.
AUGCUGCUUGUCUUUGAUAGAUGGUCAGCGGUGCAAGGAAGAAGGAUAGGCCUCAAGAAAGAAUCGUCAGCAUCCGGAAUCCCUCAGAUCAUCAUCGAGUCUGAGUUAGAUCAGCUUGGGAUGAAAUUUCAGUCAUUGAGCAGCUCAUCGAUACAGCCCUCGGACUCAGAUGACUCGGGCAUUCAGGUGGAAUCGAAGCUGCAAGAGAAAUCAGCUCCGCGACCGAAGCCUUUCAAAUCCAACUCUGCCGAAAACCCGACAGUUGAGUUUCUGUUGGUGGAGGACAACCCCAUCAACCUCAAGAUAUUGUCCACGUAUAUGAAUAAGCUCGGGGUAAGGUUUAACACGGCGACUGAUGGGCGGAAGGCUCUGGAAGCCUAUGUGCGGAACCCUGCCGAGUGCAAGUACAUCCUUACGGAUGUUUCCAUGCCAGUCAUGGACGGAUUCGAAGCCACGAGACAGAUCAGAGCGCACGAGAAAGCAUUAGGAUUGGCGCCGGCGACGAUUAUCGCGUUGACGGGGUUGGCAUCGAGCGAGUCUCAAAAUGAAGCGUUUACAAGCGGGAUGGAUUUGUUUCUGACGAAGCCAGUCAAGCUCAAGGAGCUGGAGGCGAUUUUGAAUUCCAGGGGACUUCUUGGAUGA